UUCCAAAAUCAAAUUUCGAAUUUCAUCAUCCAGCUUAUCGCAUCCGCCGAAUUAAUAAUAAUGUACAAAGUACAAAGGAAUUUACAAAACCGGGUCUGGCCACACCGAGCCGGGACCCCGGUGCCGAUGGAUGGUACGAUCCCCGCAUUCGCUUCGUCUAGCUAUCCGCUAUUCAGUCGAACGCGGCGUCUCGUUGCGCACGCAUGUCGCAUUUUUCGUAAAGCGGUACGCGAACCAGCUGUAUUGUCGAACAACGAUAAAAAUAAAUACGAUAUGCAUUCAUGAGACAAACUGCUAAACAAAACGAGUGUACUCGACAUCUGUUGUUUUUACAAAGCUACUACAACUUGUUACGGCGGGAUUGUUUUGAUAACAUAGUCGCCGAAUCGAGUCGUGCAUCGAUUUUACCCAGAAAAAUACUUUGGAUUGAAGUGUUUUAUAAGUGUUUAGUGCUCUCAAGGAGGCUGUGUGACCCUACUAUGUCAGCAACAAACAGUGUUAUUAGUGUAAAGUUGAACCAACCCUCCAGCACGGGCUUGUUGUGAUAAAGUCGUGAAGUUUGUGUGAUUAUUUUUGGAAUUACAUGCGUGGGCUCCGUUGCCCACAUCUAAAUACUGCGCUUUGACUCAACUGUUGAAGCGUGUAAGAAGCCUAACUCGUGCGAACCUCCGUCAUUGAAAACAACAGCGAAAAUGAUGUGGCCCUCAUCACAAGCGAGUAAAAUACUCACGUUUCUACUUCUAGUCAUUGUUGUAUACUGCAUAUGCAUGGACACACUACUAUUUUUAAGGAUACAAAACUAUAAAAUUGAUAUAUUCGAUGUAGAAACAAAUGUAACGCACGAAUCCACAACGUUGAAGGAAAGUAGAACGUUACCGAGCUACGAGGAAUCGACAUGGGUUCCUUGUACCAUAAACCCUUUGUGCCAUCCGACGGUUAAAGCGUUAAUGGUGGAUCAUAUCAACCACUAUAUUUAUGGGCCUUUGUGUGCGAUCGUGGAUUUAGGUCUAGGCAUUUCUGAGAACAUGAAGUUCAUAACACCGAACAUGAUAUCGUUCUUCCAUGUUUUCGUUGCACUGGUUGGAGCGAAACUUGUCACCAGUCCCAGUUUAGCUUCGAGGAGGAUAGGUGUAGUGCUGUUCCAAAUACGCAUGUUCCUGGAUGACCUGGAUGGCCAUGUAGCUAGAGAGAGAAAGCAUAUAAAGGGAGAGAAGUCUGAAGUUGGAACGCUAGGGUACUGGGUGGACGGUAUUUGUGACACGUUAGGUGUUAUCGCCAUGAUGGUGGGGAUCACUCUGUACUUACGAAACAAUCCCCCAAGGCGGGGGUACAAGAACACGCCUGUCAGCACCCUGCCUUACCACCAGUUGAAAGAAAUCAAUUCCACGGAAGAUAUAGAGAAGGACCACAAUACAGACAACGGGAUUUCGUACAAAACUAAAGUGACCUUCCAGAAAAUAAUCCAAGUUAUUGGCCUGUUCUCCGGCCAAAUGCUGCUGUCUUCAUUAUCCUGGAACAGAUACAUAGAUAUUUACCAAGACUUGUUAGAGAACUGCACUGAAUACGAUGUAAUAAGACGCGAAACUAUGUUCAAGUCUGGUAAGUUUUUCUUCGCGUCAGGCAUUUGGAGGAUAACGAACCCUCACAGUUACCUCCAUGCCCUCUCCCUAGCAGUGUUCUGUGAUAAAACCUGGUGUUUCCUAAAAACUGUACACUACAUCGGCUAUUUAGGGUUAGUCGUGUCCGUUGGUAUUUCAGAAUUCCUAAUUGAUAAUAUUAGAUCGUACGUCAUGGCGGGAAUUGAAGGGCGAUGAUUAUUUUCUUACGAAAAUAUAUUACAAACGUAGGUAGUUGUUGAAAUGUUAUAAAAUAAGGUGCUCUGUUAUAUUUUUGGAUAAAUAAAAUGAAUAUAAUAAUAGUUGUUUCUUCCAAAUUUUAAUAGGUUAUAGUCUUUGUUUGAUAAAUUAAAAAAAAAAAAACAAUGUUGAAGGAAGUAAUUUGAACCCUUAUUCCGUAGUCAGGAAUUCCGUUAAUAUUUCAAAUUUAAAAUUAGAACAGAUACUAAAAUAGUUCGAUCUCAAGCCAGUUGCGUUCACCAUUGUUUUGUUUAUGGUUGCACUGUUUUAUGUCGGUGGCAGAACCAAGUGAGAUGGGUGUUUCGUAUCGUGGAAAGUGAAACGUAAAUAAUAAAUAUCUACUGCUUUUCAAUAACUAAAUAUUAACUGUAGUUAAACAGCGGAAUUUUAUUAAAAUAAUCAUGCUGGUAUUGUUAUGAGAUCCAAUGUCCUUUAAUUCUCGGAGCUGCGGACUACCUAGCGGGUUUACCGGGGCUUCAUCUCGAAGAGUAGGAGUAGGAACGAGAUGGUUUGCAGUCAGUAAGAGUCUGAUACUUCGCCUCGCCUUACUCAAGGCGGGAGAAGUAAUUGGAUGAUUUCUCCCCCAUAAAAAAAGUCCCUUAAUUAUGUCUAGCUAGGGAUCCUUACAGUUUUAUCUACGUCCCUUUAAUACUCGAUUGAAAUAGGUACCUACAAUGAGUAACAAUUAACCAAUUAAAAAUGCUUCAAUAACUAACUUAAAAACCACUAUGACCUAUUUUAUUUGUUAAACGUUUAAACUAAUCGUACAUUUUUCAAUGGAUCACAAAAACAGAUGUUCUCAAUUCUACGCACAGUCAUUCGUUUUUUCUCUAUCAAGUACCUUUGAACGAUUACGCGUCACAUUUUUUUAUAGUUAGAAUAAUCCGUUACCCCUAACUACAAGAAUUACAAAAACAUAGGACCAUUUUAACUGUUUGAACUCAAUUUCAACAAUAACAAAUUAUAAUUCAUUUCAUUAGUUACGUGAGUUUAAAUCCGUAGUUAAUCCACAUUUCAUACUUAAUAAUUUAGUUUGAAACUAACUUACCUCGCUAAAUAGGUAGGUAAUUCCCAAAAGGUUUAACUAAUUAUGUACCUAGUAAAGUCAUUAAACCCGUUUCUACUAAUGUUUAAUUAUCAUGUUGGUCCAGAGAGUACCAAUACGACUACUGAUUACACGAUCUUGGGUUCGUAAAAAUUACUUAUAUUAAUUAGCUACUUCUGCGCGGUUUCACCCGCACUGCUCGGUUCCUAUUGAUCGUGGUGUGAUGAUUUAUAGCCUAUAACCUUCCUCGAUAAAUGCGCUAUCCAACACGAAAAUAAUUAUUCAAAUCGGACCAGUAGUUCCUGAGAUUAGCGCGUUCAAACAAACAAACAAUCAAACAAACUCUUCAGCUUAAAAUAUUAGUAUAGAUUAUGUUAUCGGCUUACUCACGUAACUGUUUGACGAGGAACUCGACUAGUUUCAAGCCAUGCU
Spodoptera frugiperda (fall armyworm) is the source of this 3333-nucleotide messenger RNA. It is a transcript of the gene Cpes, whose product is annotated as ceramide phosphoethanolamine synthase. The coding region runs from base 693 to 1814 and encodes 373 amino acids. Gene Ontology annotation, molecular function: phosphotransferase activity, for other substituted phosphate groups. Gene Ontology annotation, cellular component: membrane. The record is from RefSeq and is a predicted model, not a curated record. Lineage: Eukaryota; Metazoa; Arthropoda; Insecta; Lepidoptera; Noctuidae. The transcript has a single exon. Gene Ontology annotation, biological process: phospholipid biosynthetic process.